Messenger RNA from Alligator mississippiensis (American alligator), 1974 nucleotides. It is a transcript of the gene FOXL2, whose product is annotated as forkhead box L2. Gene Ontology annotation, molecular function: DNA-binding transcription factor activity, RNA polymerase II-specific; RNA polymerase II cis-regulatory region sequence-specific DNA binding. The record is from RefSeq and is a predicted model, not a curated record. Gene Ontology annotation, biological process: cell differentiation; regulation of transcription by RNA polymerase II; anatomical structure morphogenesis. The transcript has a single exon. Lineage: Eukaryota; Metazoa; Chordata; Crocodylia; Alligatoridae. The coding region runs from base 233 to 1156 and encodes 307 amino acids.
UCGGCUCGGCGCGGGGACUGGGUGGCGCGCGGCGCCCUGCGCGGGCCCGGCCCGGCCGGCGGCUCCCGGCCAUAGGGGCGCGGGGCCUGACGAAAGCGGAACUGGCGGCGCCCAUACAAAGCGGAGCGGCGCGCGCCGGGCAGCGCCUGCCGAGCCAGAGCCGGGGCCGGAGCCGCGGGGCCGCCGCUCCCACAGCGCAGCAGGCGGGCGGCGGCGCCGGCUCCCUCGGGCCAUGGCCGGCUACCCCGAGCCCGACGAGGCGCCCGCGGCGCUGCUGGCCCACGACGGCGGCGGCGGCGGCAAGGAGGCCGAGCGCGCCAAGGAGGAGCCGGGCUCCGACAAGGGCGCCGACAAGCCGGACCCGUCGCAGAAGCCGCCCUACUCGUACGUGGCGCUGAUCGCCAUGGCCAUCCGCGAGAGCGCCGAGAAGCGGCUCACGCUGUCGGGCAUCUACCAGUACAUCAUCAGCAAGUUCCCCUUCUACGAGAAGAACAAGAAGGGCUGGCAGAACAGCAUCCGCCACAACCUCAGCCUCAACGAGUGCUUCAUCAAGGUGCCCCGCGAGGGCGGCGGCGAGCGCAAGGGCAACUACUGGACGCUGGACCCCGCCUGCGAGGACAUGUUCGAGAAAGGCAACUACCGGCGGCGGCGGCGCAUGAAGCGGCCCUUCCGACCGCCCCCCGCGCACUUCCAGCCGGGCAAGGGCCUCUUCGGCGGCGACGGCUACGGCUACCUGUCCCCGCCCAAGUACCUGCAGUCCGGCUUCAUGAACAACUCGUGGGGCCUGGCGCAGCCGCCCGCGCCCGUGCCCUACGCCUCCUGCCAGAUGAGCGGCGGCAGCGUGAGCCCCGUCAAUGUGAAGGGCCUGUCGGGCCCGGCCUCGUACGGGCCGUACUCGCGGGUGCAGGGCAUGGCGCUGCCCGGCGUGGUGAACUCCUACAACGGCGUGGGCCACCCGCACCACCCGCACGCGCACCACCCGCACGCGCAGCAGCUCGGCCCGGCCAGCCCCGCGCCCCCCGCGCCGCCGGCCGCCAACGGAGCCGGCCUGCAGUUCGCCUGCGCCCGCCAGCCCGCCGAGCUCUCCAUGAUGCACUGCUCCUACUGGGAGCACGACAGCAAGCACGGCGCCUUGCACUCCCGGAUAGACAUCUAGGGCCCCCGCCGGCCCCACUGCCGCUGCCCGGGCAGCCCGCGCCGUCGCGGCCCGCCGGCUUUCGGACUCGAGCCGCGCGGAGGCAGCGCCCGGCCCGCGCCAGCCUCGCCGCUCAGUGCGGGGAGAGGCCGCCCGCGGGCCCGGCGAGGAUUGCGCUGCGGGCGCCGGGGCUGGCGGGGCCGGGCCGGGCCGGGCCGGGCCAGGCUGUGCUGCGCGGGCCUCUCCCGGCCACCGGCUCCGGAGGGGGAAGAAACCAAAGGAGCCCCCCAGGGUAACGUGCGAAAUGCGUCGGCAGCCAGAGAUAUAUUUUUGAACGGAGCGAGUGCCCCGGGAGGCCUUUCGAGUAAUUUUAUACCGGUCUAAAAUAAUAUUUGAUGUUAAAAGGAAAAAAAAAAAAGACGGUUUCCUAUAAGAAUUGGAAGGAGGUUUUUUGUUUUGUUUUGUUUUUUUCCCGUGCGCAUAUUAUUAUUAAAUAAAAGCUAAAAUUUAUCUUUUUUUUAUUAUUAUUAUUAUUUUUUAUUUUUACCAAAAACCUCUUGGCCCAAAAUGGACUGUCUCGGUAGGUUUUGCUUCAACCUUUUUUCUCGCGGAGUUUUGAUUCUCUGAGUUGAAAUAGAUUAAUGUGAAAGAAAAAAAAAAACCCACAUCGGCGUUUCUAAAUACUGGGGCCAGUUCAUAGCGAUUUUCUAAAUGUUUCUGUACGCUGAUAGAUGUUGGGCAUAGCACCAUUUUGGGACCAACUUUUCUAGAGUAACUAGCACUUUUAUUGUAUUUUUAGCAUUGUAAAGUCUUCAAUAAAAUGUCUCUCUUUCUUUUAA